This is a messenger RNA of Prosopis cineraria, 1716 nucleotides long. RefSeq lists its product as uncharacterized. The record is from RefSeq and is a predicted model, not a curated record. Gene Ontology annotation, molecular function: hydrolase activity, acting on carbon-nitrogen (but not peptide) bonds, in linear amides. Lineage: Eukaryota; Viridiplantae; Streptophyta; Magnoliopsida; Fabales; Fabaceae. The transcript has 7 exons. Bases 188 to 1543 code for a protein of 451 amino acids.
AUAAUAGAUAAUCAUGAAAAAUAUAAAACUAAUCAAAAGGGCCAAAACGUGGCCUAGGACCAUUAGAGCUAGUUAGUCCAACUUGUGGUCCACCAUUGGAAAAACGAGCUCCUUCCUUAGCCUGACGCUGACAUUUGAAUAAAGAUAUCUACGACAUCAUCAAAGUUCGAAUUCAUCUGCACAGUCCAUGGCACCACCAACUCCAAGAUUGGUAGUACCCAUAGACCUAAACAAGAGGCCUUGGGAACAAAAGCUUCCUCUCCAUAACCGAUGGCACCCUCACAUACCCCCUGUUACAGAUAUUGUUACCGGUGAAGUCUUUAGAGUAGAGAUGAUAGACUGGACUGGAGGUGCUGUUAAAGAUGACCAUUCAGCACUAGACAUAAAACUUAUAGACCUCUCUACUGUCCAUUAUCUAAGCGGGCCUAUCAGAAUUCUGGAUGAGGAUGGGACCCCAGCGAAGCCGGGAGAUCUUCUUGCAGUUGAAAUAUGCAACUUGGGUCCUCUACCCGGAGAUGAAUGGGGUUAUACAGCGAUAUUUGACAGAGAAAAUGGAGGCGGUUUCUUGACAGAUCAUUUUCCUUGCGCAUCGAAGGCUAUAUGGUACUUUGAAGGGAUAUACGCCCAUUCACCUCAGAUCCCAGGUGUCAGAUUUCCUGGUUUAACUCACCCAGGGAUAAUUGGAACCGCACCUUCAAUGGAACUCCUCAAAAUUUGGAACGAAAGGGAGAGAGACGUCCAAACGAAUGGGCUCCAAUCAUUCAAACUCUGUGAGGUUUUGCAUGCCCGACCUUUGGCAAACUUACCAUCGACAGAAGGCUGUCACCUUGGAAAGAUCCAAAGGGGCACUCCUGAUUGGGAGAGGAUUGCAAGGGAAGCCGCGAGAACAAUUCCAGGGAGAGAGAAUGGGGGGAAUUGUGACAUCAAGAAUCUCAGCAGAGGUUCCAAGAUAUACCUUCCAAUAUUUGUUGAGGGAGCAAACCUCAGCACCGGCGACAUGCGCUUUUCUCAGGGAGAUGGCGAGGUUUCAUUCUGCGGUGCAAUAGAAAUGAGUGGUUUUCUGGAACUAAAGUGUGAAAUCUUAAGGGGAGGAAUGAAAGAGUACCUCACACCAAUGGGGCCUACACCUCUUCAUGUGAACCCAAUAUUUGAGAUCGGUCCAGUGGAGCCAAGAUUCUCAGAGUGGCUGGUGUUUGAGGGCAUCAGUGUGGAUGAAAGUGGGAGGCAACAUUUCCUAGAUGCCAGCGUUGCUUACAAGCGAGCAGUUCUCAAUGCCAUUGACUACCUAUCCAAAUUUGGCUACUCCAAAGAACAGAUGUACCUGUUGCUAUCUUGCUGCCCUUGCGAAGGAAGAAUAUCAGGGAUAGUCGAUGCCCCCAAUGCUGUUGCAACCCUAGCUAUUCCAACUGCAAUCUUUGACCAGGAUAUUCGUCCUAAAAAGAACAAGGUGCCACUUGGUCCUCGCUUGAUCAGGAAACCGGAUGUUUUCAAAUGCACUUAUGACGGGAAUUUGCCCAUAACGAGGAACCCUAGUGCUAUGUGAUAACUCAAAUUUCUUGUUCAGAUCUGGAAAACGGGACUCAGCCAAAACUCUUAUUCCGUAGGCGCUUGCGCAUAAAGUUAAAUUAAAAGAUAUGUAAAAUUGUACUAAUGUUCCUGGUUAUGCUGGAGAAACUCCCGAAGAACUACUAAUACUUGGCAUUAGCUAUUGUUGAA